CAAUAUUCGUGGAGGUCGUGAAGGAUGAGUCUCAGCCAGACACUCGCGCGCCGCGUGAAUGUGACGACCCGUUUCUCGCUGGUGCAGAUGAAGGGCCAACAGCGUCGCAACGGGGGCUCGUUGAACAAGAACAAGCAAAUUGAGGUCUGGAACGGUGUCCGCGAAAACUGCGACCGUGAGUUCGUGUUCAACGUGCCCACCGUGAGCAAGUUGUUCCUCGGCACGGUCCUGCCCUUUUCGCUCGUGUACCACUUCGCCAUGGAAGAGCAGAUCAAACACGAUCAAAUCGAAGGCAAGCCGUACAACCCGCGUCGUUAUUUGUAAGCGGCGUGGGCAACUCGUUCGCGACAGCGUAUCGUUUUGCGAUCCACCAGCGCGCUUAGUUGUACACCACUUGUCUCUCGACAGCUUAAGCACGUAACGCACCUCGCAUUCCAUCGGCUUGAUAUUCCA
Molecule: messenger RNA, 453 nt
Organism: Aphanomyces invadans
Lineage: Eukaryota; Oomycota; Saprolegniomycetes; Saprolegniales; Verrucalvaceae
Exons: 1
Coding region: 25-324 (99 amino acids)
Source: RefSeq, a predicted model, not a curated record